This is a messenger RNA of Pseudoliparis swirei, 2049 nucleotides long. RefSeq names its product regulator of G-protein signaling 1 (gene rgs13b). Bases 124 to 675 code for a protein of 183 amino acids. The record is from RefSeq and is a predicted model, not a curated record. The transcript is spliced from 5 exons. Lineage: Eukaryota; Metazoa; Chordata; Actinopteri; Perciformes; Liparidae.
CCAGUCCGUAGCAACAGGAAACCUUGGUAUAAAAAGGCGCGUCGCAGGGGGAACCCUCCUAAGUGUCUUUCAGCCGCAGCAUGACCCGGACCGAGAGCCUGAGAGUGUGGACCUAACACGACAAUGCCCACCGAACCACCCCACGUCCAACUCUUCAUCAUGGACAGAGAUGACAGAAAGAGAAACAAGAACAUUGGAAAGAACUUCAUGUGCCGACUCCAGUGCAUGUUCUCACACUCAUCAAGCUCGGAGAGCAGGCUAAGUUUAGAAGACACCCAACAAUGGUCACAGUCACUGGAAAAGCUCCUCGAGUCUAAAUAUGGGUUGGCCACUUUUCGCAACUUCCUGAAAUCUGAAUACAGUGAUGAGAAUAUUGAGUUCUGGCUCACCUGCGAGGUCUAUAAGAAGAUCAAGUCUUCAUUCAGAAUGUCCUCAAGAGCCAAGAAGAUUUAUGAGCAGUUCAUCAAAGCAGAAUCUCCUAAAGAGAUCAACAUUGACUAUCACACCCGAGAGAAGAUCAAAAGGAACGUCAAGACUCCCACCAUGCACUGCUUUGACGACGCUCAGACGAUAGUUUAUGGGCUGAUGGAAAGAGACUCGUACCCGCGGUUCCUCCGCUCAGACAUUUAUAGAACUCUCCUGGAUAACCUCGCAGCAGACGGCACGAAGGGAUGAAAGCGCAGUCAGUGGAAGAGGGAGCGAACGAGAGAGAGAGAGAGAGAGAGAAAGAGAGAAAGGACAUGAAACACAUAACUGGAAUGUUUGAGCUCCUUCAGGAGGGAGGACCGACAACAAAGGAGGGAAAGAGGGGUCUACCGCACGCGCGACACGGACGCCAGCAGAGGCCUCGCCAUCGCCAUCGCCGUCGCCAUCGCUACUGCAUCCAAAUGUGUCUCUGUCCUGUCACGGGGAGCCGGAAACACACAUCUGAGGACUGUGCCUCAAGGAGAAGAAUAAACAUGACGAGCCUUAAUGAUGAUGACCCUCUAGUGUUUGCACUGGAUGAUGAGUCUGUGUACGCAGGCCAAUUGGAACCACUUUUGACAAUGGACGAAUCAGUGAGGGGACCGACGCCCGCGCCGACCGCGGCGCCGCGUCAGCAAACCGUGCAACGGAACUCAUUUUGGCCUUUUUUGCAGAGGUACUUCCUGGGCUGAUUAAGAUAGAGGAUGUAAAAUACAAAGGUCACACUCGAUUAGUUGUGUGUUUGUGCGGCGCAUCCGUGUGUGUGUGUGUGUGUGUGUCUGUGUGUGUCUGAGGGUGAAAGUGAGUAUUUAGUUUUUGCUUUUAACUGCCACUGACGCAGAGUACGAUAUCACGAAAGGAGUUGGACAUUCAUUCAAUGACAGCACGAUGGAUGACAACAAAUGCAUCGCAGAUAGAGGACUCAGUCGUGAUGUUUUCAGAAGGCCACUUAGUUCUGGGACACUUGAAAGGGAGAUGUUUCUAAAUCUUUUUUAGAUUGGACUGAUAUGGGGUUUUAAAAACUGAUACUGAUACUUCUUUAGAUUUAAGCUGCCUGUUGGAGAUAUUUUGUGUCAAUGUUGAAUAUAUUUUAAAUUUUCCAAAAAAAGUAAGUAGUGUCUUAAAAAAUUAUCCAGAAUAAAUAUAUUUAUUUUAUGAUAACAAAACAUAAUCAUGCACAUUUUCUUGUGGAAUCUGAACCAAAUUCUGCACGACAGCAAUUAAGAAGUUCCCUUUUUUUACGGCCAGUAGCGUCUGAUUUAAUUCCUCAGCCGGCCGGCCCGUAUCUUAUUCCAGGUGUUGUGAUUUCAUUUAAUAAACUAUUUGAGUGGAAUUAUUAAAGGGAUAGGAUGGUUCACCUUGCAUGAUAGAAUGUUUAAACCCUGAGAAUAUGCCUUAUUCUUGCUUUGCAAAGCAUGUUGUUUUAAUGUAUUAUUAAGGGGGAAAUGUUAAGUUAACUUAAAAGUGAAACAGUGUAUUAUUUAUUCUUAAUUAUCACCAUUUGACUACAACGUGUUUUGCAGUGUUGAAGUGAUUAUUAAAAUGUCAAAAGUCAUUUGAACGACAUUAAAUGAUUUAAAUUGC